GGCAAACUUGUCUUUUCAACCCUGAGCCUACUUUUACUUUGACGCGCUGAUGCCCGACACUGGCGGUGGAUCUUGGACGACGGACACCGGAGAGAGAGAGAGCUCUACCAGUUGCUGUUUCCCACAGAGCAACAGGGCGGCCACCGACCGGCUUCUCUUCCCUCUUCACGCUUUCACGCAGGAGGAUGACUUUGCACCGCGUUGACCACGUGAGCAACGCUUGGUGGUCACGUGAAGGCGUCCUGCAGUCUGUCUCCAUGCUACUUUCUCAUUCAGAUGUGUGCGUGCAUGUCUGCAGUUUGUUUGGCGUCCACGUGAAGACAUUUUUUGGAAAACCGCGAGAUGAACAGCGACAACUUCAACCUGAGCGAGAAGAUUGUGUCACCUUCCUACAUCCGGCAGGGAUCGCAGGCUCGCCGUGGCCAUGAGCAACUCAUCAGACAGUUACUGGAACAAGGAAAGUGUCCUGAGGAAGGAUGGAGCGAGAGCACUGUUGAGCUCUUCCUCAACGAGCUAGCUGUGAUGGACAGCAACAACUUCCUGGGUAACUGUGGAGUAGGAGAGAGAGAAGGCCGGGUGGCGUCCAGCCUUGUGGCAAGACGACAUUACAGGCUGAUCCACGGCAUCGGCCGGUCAGGUGACAUCGCUGCUAUUCAGCCUAAAGCUGCAGGAUCCAGUCUGCUUAACAAACUGACGAACUCGGUUGUCCUGGAUGUCUUAAAGCUUGCAGGUGUCCGGAGUGUGGCCAGCUGCUUCGUGGUACCCAUGGCUACAGGGAUGAGUUUGACUCUCUGCUUCCUGACCCUUCGUCACAGGAGACCCAAAGCUCGCUACAUCAUUUGGCCUCGCAUUGACCAGAAGUCCUGUUUCAAGUCUAUGAUCACAGCAGGCUUUGAACCUGUGGUCGUGGAGAAUGUGCUCGAGGGUGAUGAGCUGCGGACAGAUUUGGAAGCAGUUGAACGCAAGAUUGAAGAGCUUGGAGCUGAAAAUAUCCUGUGUGUUCAUUCAACGACUUCUUGCUUCGCCCCACGGGUCCCUGACAGGCUUGAGGAGCUGUCAUGUCUCUGCAGCAAGCAUGAUAUUCCCCACAUAGUUAACAAUGCAUAUGGCGUGCAGUCGUCCAAAUGCAUGCACCUCAUUCAGCAGGGCGCCCGUGUGGGAAGAAUCGACGCCUUUGUACAGAGCCUGGACAAAAACUUUAUGGUUCCAGUAGGUGGUGCUAUAAUUGCAGGUUUUGAUGAGUCCUUCAUACAGGAGAUAAGCAAGAUGUACCCAGGGAGAGCAUCAGCCUCACCUUCCCUCGACGUCCUCAUUACCCUCCUCACGCUGGGAGUCAGUGGCUAUAAGAAAUACUUGUCAGAACGAAAGGAGAUUUAUUCGUUCCUGGCUGAGCAGCUGAAGAGUCUGGCUUCUGCACACGGGGAGAGGUUGCUUCACACCCCGCACAACCCCAUUUCUCUGGCCAUGUCUCUAGAUGGUCUCCAGGCCAACAGCGACAAGGCGGUGACUCAGCUAGGAUCCAUGUUGUUCACCCGACAAGUGUCAGGAGCCAGGGUGAUACCACUGGGCAAGGAGCAGACCGUAAGCGGACACACGUUUCGUGGGUUUAUGUCCCACUCGGACUCGUACCCCUGUCCUUACCUCAACGCUGCCUCCGCUGUGGGUAUCACUCGAGAAGAUGUGACGGUCUGCAUCAAAAGGCUCGACAAAUGCCUGAAAACUCUGAAGAAAGAGGGCGGUACGGCAAAAAACAGUUCCCCGGUGUCUUCGUCGAACCAAGAGGUCUCUAUAGGAGAGUGACUGAACUGAGGCCUGAACAUUUCAACAGGAAGACUUUGACCUUGUGCUGCCUUCAAGCAGUGAUUUGGACUGUGUGUUUGUGUUAUGAGUCAUUACUUCUAGCAGUGAAACACUGUCCAGGUGGUCAUAAACCAAAAUAAUUUACUGAUUAAUUCCCUCAUCAAGUGAUAAUUGGGAUAUUAGGACAAAACGUGCUGCUUAGGAGCAUCUGGUGAUAAACCACUGAGCUAAAUUUAGACCAAAUGUAUGCAAAGGCUGUUGUUGACUGUGUAUGUUUAACUUUAAUUUAAAGCUAAUUACACAUUCAGCCUUUACAAAAGG
Oreochromis niloticus (Nile tilapia) is the source of this 2121-nucleotide messenger RNA. RefSeq names its product Sep (O-phosphoserine) tRNA:Sec (selenocysteine) tRNA synthase (gene sepsecs). Bases 343 to 1800 code for a protein of 485 amino acids. Gene Ontology annotation, molecular function: O-phosphoseryl-tRNA(Sec) selenium transferase activity; tRNA binding. Lineage: Eukaryota; Metazoa; Chordata; Actinopteri; Cichliformes; Cichlidae. Gene Ontology annotation, biological process: conversion of seryl-tRNAsec to selenocys-tRNAsec; selenocysteine incorporation. The transcript has 13 exons. The record is from RefSeq and is a predicted model, not a curated record.